AUGAAUGAUAAAAGAAGUGGCUUUGGUAAGCGUACGUUCAUAAACGAUGCGAUGGGGAAACGAACAUAUAGAAAAGCGACAACGAUCCCAACCAACACGACAGCCGACGAACGAACGAUCUCAAGAAGCUACUCGUUAGCUGUAGUAACGAGAAAGAACGAUUUGGUACACGAGGAGAAGGAGGAGGAGGAGGAGGAGGAGAAGGAAGAGUAG
Necator americanus (New World hookworm) is the source of this 213-nucleotide messenger RNA. RefSeq lists its product as uncharacterized. The record is from RefSeq and is a predicted model, not a curated record. The transcript has 2 exons. Bases 1 to 213 code for a protein of 70 amino acids. Lineage: Eukaryota; Metazoa; Nematoda; Chromadorea; Rhabditida; Ancylostomatidae.